CAGCUCACCUCUUACAAAUCAUGAAUAGCAUUAAAGCCGUGAUAGUGUGUUACCUCAUGGUGGCCGUGUCCGCUGGAGUGGACCGAAGUAAUGGUGGACGAGGAUCCAACAGAUUCCUUUCUGGAGGCUUCGGUGGCGUCCACGGAGGCGGUCUGUUCGGCGGCGGUAUUCAUGGUGGUGGAAUCCACGGUGGUAGUGGUAUUAUCGGCGGUGGAGUCUCCACUGGUCCAAGCCAAUGCAGAUAUUGGUGCAAGACUCCAGAAGGUCAGGCCUACUGCUGCGAGACGGUGCAUGAACCAGAGACACCUGUUGGUACCAAGCCACUGGAUUGCCCACAAGUCCGUCCCACAUGCCCACGUUUCCAUGGGCCUCCCAAUACCUGUUCCAACGACUACAAGUGUGCUGACCUCGAUAAGUGUUGCUUCGACAGAUGUUUGGGAGAACACGUGUGCAAACCUCCGUCAUUUUUUAAUAAUCAUCUCCCCUUUUAAAGGUGGUUAUUCUAAUAAUUCAUCUUUUUUCGGUUGAUAACAAAACAUAGGAAAUCUGUGAUAUGUAUUUAUUAUUGAAUAAUAAAUCCUUAUAUGUUUAUACU
This is a messenger RNA of Penaeus monodon (black tiger shrimp), 595 nucleotides long. RefSeq lists its product as uncharacterized. Gene Ontology annotation, molecular function: peptidase inhibitor activity. Bases 21 to 491 code for a protein of 156 amino acids. The record is from RefSeq and is a predicted model, not a curated record. Gene Ontology annotation, cellular component: extracellular region. The transcript has 2 exons. Lineage: Eukaryota; Metazoa; Arthropoda; Malacostraca; Decapoda; Penaeidae.